CGUGGAAUGGUGGUUGUGUGACGAUUGUCUCUCGCUUCUUGCUUACAAUCGGGUGUUUAUCAUCACGCCAUCCAACAAUGCUAGCUAUUAUCAUGAUACUCGUUUCUUUGGCCAGCGCCAUGCAACCUACCGAUGGGGCGUGCCCCACUGGAUGGGACAGCGUAGGACCCGGAUGUUACAAGUUUACUGUCAGUUCAUCCAUGCAAGACGUGAUGAAAUACCCAGAGGCUUCAUCAUCAUGCAACUCUACUGGAGGAAAACUUGUAGUUUUCAACAGCAAAGAUGAGAUGGUAGAAGUAGGUAAUUCAUUGUACGUACGGGAACAUAUGGAGCGCACACAUGGCUCCGAUUAUUACUUAUGGAUCGGUUGUACGGACCAGGCCGUAGAGGGAACCUUCGAAUGUGAAGACGGUACGCAACUAGCUCUCGACAGUGACUUGUGGAGUGAGGGUGGACAACCAACGAGCGCAGGUUCCGGAGGUCGCGUCAAUGACUGUGCUUACUACUACCGACCUUAUAAUAGCUUGAGAGAUUGUUAUUGUGAACCUUCGCAAGCAGCAGCAUUCUGCCUAUGCGAAGUUGAGCCUUUGACUCAAAACCUGACAACUCAGACUCCUGCACAGACUACCGCCCAAGUACCGACCACUCAGACACCUGCACAAACUACCAGCCAAGUAUCGACCAUUCAGAAUCCAGCACAAACUACCAGCAUAGUCUCGACCACUCAGAAUGCUGCACAAACUACCAGCAUAGUCUCGACCACUCAGAAUCCUGCACAAACUACCAGCCAAGUAUCGACCACUCAGAAUCCAGCACAAACUACCGCCCAAGUAUCGACCACUCAGAAUGCUGCACAAACUACCAGCAUAGUCUCGAACACUCAGACACCUGCACAAACUACCAGCCAAGUAUCGACCACUCAGACCGAAGCACAAACUACUAACCAUGUUUCGACCCCUCCGACUCCGGCCACAGAUACCAACCAUGUUUCGACCCCUCAGACUCCGGCCACAGAUACCAAUCAGGAAUUCGCUACUACCGUCGCUGAUGAACCAUCCCAUGAAACUUCUACUGGAGUAACGGGCGUUACCCGAGCAUGUCAACCGAGCAAACACCAUUUGAAAUCAAGCGUCUUCAGCCGAGUCAAGGACAACGAGGGACGCAAUCUGAUUGGCUACUGUCUCACUGAUCACGUGAUGGAGACCGUGCAAAUGGUGAGCCUGAUACGGUGCAGCAUGAUGUGCAAUGGCAUCGCAGGAUGCAAGUCAUUCAAUUACAAAGGUGGUGUUUGCGAGCUGAAUGAUGAGAGCAAACAGAGUGUAGGUUCUAGAUACUUCGUUCAGUCUGAUGGGUGCACUUAUUAUGAACUAGCUUGAUUUUGGAAGGUCAACAUAAGUCCUUAACACAAGGGUUUGCGAUGAAUUUUGUUAAUUUAAAAUAACGAUUCUGAUUGGUAAGUGAUCAUCCUUUUAAACAGCUUGUGCAUGCAACGAUGAUCGUGAUUGGCCAUUUUCAUUUUGCAAUUGAUACGAACCUUUGCGUAACGGGGUCGAGUAAUCACAGAGCAGGGGAACCAAAACCUUCACACUAAGUUACUUUUAUUGUAAAUUUUAAGAUAUUUGAAUAAAAUCAGUAAAUAUUUGAACAA
This is a messenger RNA of Strongylocentrotus purpuratus (purple sea urchin), 1648 nucleotides long. Its product is annotated as probable GPI-anchored adhesin-like protein PGA55. Bases 78 to 1376 code for a protein of 432 amino acids. Lineage: Eukaryota; Metazoa; Echinodermata; Echinoidea; Camarodonta; Strongylocentrotidae. The transcript is spliced from 6 exons. The record is from RefSeq and is a predicted model, not a curated record.